Paramecium tetraurelia is the source of this 1878-nucleotide messenger RNA. RefSeq lists its product as uncharacterized. The transcript is spliced from 7 exons. The record is from RefSeq and is a predicted model, not a curated record. NCBI's taxonomy places the organism in Eukaryota, Ciliophora, Oligohymenophorea, Peniculida, Parameciidae.
AUGCUUCAUCUAGAAAUCGAAGUAUAAUCUUUGUAGUUUUUUAUUGAAAAAUAUUCAGAAUAGUGCAAAAUAGUCAUUCAUGAUGCAAAUGAAUCUAAAAUUUUGACGUCUAAAAUAUUGAGUCAAUGUUCGAGUGUUUAAGAUAUAAAUGAAGUUGUUGAGUUUGAUUUUUAUUAUACUGAAAACCGAUAUUUAAAAAUAAUGGUUCAAGAUUGCAAAGUAUGCUAUGGAGAAGCAAUUCUGAAUCUAGGUUUUUAUAUUGAAAAUCAUUUACCAUUGGUUAUUGAUAAAAUUCCUAUACAUAAUAGAUAAGAUCAAGAAGCUUAUAUUUAGGUGGGAUUGGCAUGGAACUAAUCAAAUUAAAGUGAAUAUAAAAGAGUUGGAAACAAUAGAUGUAAAAUUAACUAGGAAAUUAAAAAAAGUGAAGAGUGGCUUAGGUAAAAGCGAGAAUGUCAGCAUUCCCCAGUAUAAGAAAGAGGAGAAAUUUUGAAUCAUAAUAGAGAAGAAACAUUAAAGAAAUAUUCUGAAUAACCAAGUAAUUUUGAAAAUCACUUAAAAUAUUCUGAAGUUGAUAAGCUAAAUGAACCUGAAGUAAAUACAAAAAGAUAAUAAACUGUAAGAGUUUAGAAAGUUAGUUUAUUAUAAUAAAAAUCCAAGGAAGAAAAAUCAGAUUUUGAUGGCCCUGUUGCUUUGAGAGAAAAUAAAUUUGUUGUUCCAGGCAAGAGAAGGACCAAAAAUGUAUAGAAUCACGAGGAAAUUAUGAGAGGCUCCACUAAACCUAAAGCAAAUCCAAAAAAGUUAGAUUAAUUUGAUAAUUUCAAUUCAAGACCAACUUAAAAUGAACAAGCAUUGUUAUUAUCAUGUAGAUAAUUAGAGAAGGGAGAGUAUGAUGAGAAUUCAUUACAAAUUUAAAACUAGAUGUUACAAUAUUAGAAUAAAUUAAUGAAACAAUAAAAUGAGAAGUUAUUGGAGUAAAUCAAGAAAUCCGAAGCUGCUUUUAAUUUGUUAUCAGAAACUUAUUCUGCUCUUCAAUCAGAUUAUAAAAAAAUGUAGAUUCAAAGUUUCAACAGUAAUUUUAGUAACUCAUUUAUUAAUGAAUUAUAUAAUUUACCUGAUAAGAAUAGUAAGGAAAUUCAGUAGAUCAAAAAGGAGUCUGAAAUACUUAAAAAAGAAAAUGAAAUCCUUCUAAAAGAGAAUGAUAUUUUGAAAGAUGAGAAGGAUACACAAUAACAAAAAUAUAUUCAAGAGAUAUCAAAAUUGAAAGAAGAACUAACUAAAAUAAAAAACACUAUUGUUGAAUUAUAAAAAGAAAAGAUUUCACUCUAAAACUAUGUGGAAUCUCGUAAGGAUUCUUAAAAUAACAAAGAAUACUGUAUUUGUUUGUAAAAGGAAGAACUUAGAGCAAACAGAGAUAAAUUUUAAUAUAGUACAAAUAUUUGUGUAGAAACUAUCUAUUAAGUUAAUGAUGAAAAAGGAAGAACAAAAUGUUCUAAAAAUUAGAUUGAUAAUUUAUUAAAAAAUGAAGGAAAAUUUAACUAAUUAUCACGAUCAGAAUUACAAAAAUUGGUAUAUGAAUAUUCCAAUGAAUUAUAAAUUAGUUAAAAGGAAAAUCAACAAUUAAUACUUAACUCAAAGAAAGAUUAAAUAAGACUUGAGAGCAAUCAAAAAGAAUUAGAAAUAACAAAACGAAUAGUUAAACUAAGUGAUCAAAGAUGUAGCUCUCUGGAACAUUAAAUUGUAUAAUUGGAGAAGGCUGUUCUAAACGGCAAAUAAAAUAUCGCUGAUAUGAUUAAUGCAGUCAUGGAAUGCGGAGGAUAAAAACUAUAUGAUUAAGUGGAAAGAUGUUUGGCUUUUAGAAGAAGUUUAAAAUUAGAAUGA